Messenger RNA from Cynoglossus semilaevis (tongue sole), 2861 nucleotides. RefSeq lists its product as uncharacterized. The transcript has 5 exons. The coding region runs from base 1788 to 2600 and encodes 270 amino acids. Lineage: Eukaryota; Metazoa; Chordata; Actinopteri; Pleuronectiformes; Cynoglossidae. The record is from RefSeq and is a predicted model, not a curated record.
UGAAAGUCACUAGAUGGCAGCAUUGCAGCUCAUUUAAUUAAUCUCAUACUAGUACAGUGGUUUGUACAAAUAAAUAAAUAAAUGUUACCAGGCCUAUAUCGUAUCAGUUGAUAUUGAAAUAGUAAGUGUUUGGACAAUAUCGACAUAUUGGAUAUCGGUAAAAAGUUAAUAUCGAACAUCCCUAACUGAAACCACUAGGGGAGCAUGGGAAUAGGUUCUUGUUCAAGAAUCCACAGCCGAUCCGGUUCUCUUGCUCUCUUGCUCUCUUGUUCUGUUUCUGACAGCAGAGAAGACGAGUGUGUUAUUGUUCAAACACAGUGGUUUGUUGCUGCAGGGUCCACUGGCCCGGGCCGCAGUUUGAAGUGAAACUUCCUGGAAAGUCAAGCUGUGGGCCUGUUUACUGGGGAUGUUUCUUUUCCCUCUGAGGUGUGGUCCACUUCCUCCACACAGAGCAGUACAGAAACACACUCUGUCUGCUGCUGGCGGAUAAGUUACUGUGACUGAGCUCAUUCCCCACUGAGACUGAUACUGUACAGAACUGUCACAUUUCCAGGCCUGCAGUAACAGACACCACACCGUGGAGGGCAGAAACACCGCUGGGAUCCACAGCUCCGUUCACAUCACUUUGACUUUUCCUGUCUACCUUCCAUCAGAUAUCAACAAAUGGCAACAGUGAUAUUAUUUGUGCAAAAUGUUUAGAUGUUGAAUCAGAUGAAAGUACUUUUGUACUUUUUUUAAAUACUAAAGGUAAUUAUUUCUUGUUGCUUUUGACUUAUUACACUGGAGCUCCAUUUCGAAUUUAUUUAAUUCCAUGCAAAACCACAAUCGCAGUUACAAGAACGAGCCACUAGAGGGAAGCACAACAAAAUGAAUGCCAGUGUCCUGAUAUCUGUCGUGUUAUUGUGCUGUCCUGUAUUUGUAACCAUGAUGGUCACACAACGGCAUCACUGACAGCGCCAUUACCAACAUGAAGCCAACUUCAGCAAAGCCUAGGAACACGUUACACACUUGAACUUUACUAGCUGUUAAACGAAUGGACUACAACGGUGACGUUGUUCAUUGAUAAACCGAGCACAGCAACGACAAACCUCAGGAUGUCUAUUAUUUAGGGAACAGUGACACCAACAGGUAGACUGGUACUGUGCAUCUGCCCCAAUUCGGAAGCAGUGGUGGCAAUAAUUACGUAGCAGCGGGACUGUCGCUGUUUAACUGUUGCAGCUCCUGCUUAAAGUACCAAUGCUAACGAUAUGUUAACUACUACUUGGGAGCAUAAAACAGAGAGUGAGUCCACAUUCAUGGACAACAAACUCCAUCAGGUCGGUGUCUGGAGCUGCAUUUCCAUAAAAACAAAAUAAAAUAAAAAAUCAAAGCCCAAAACUGAAUUGGGAUUCACACCGGAGCACACACUCAAGUAAGGAGUGUGUGUUUAUAUGUAAACAGAAGUGGCCCACAGAGAAUCUAUUCAUGCAGUACACACGCACACACUACAGGCAUGUGUGUGAUGUAAAGUAGGUGUGAGCCCUGGCCCGGCAGACUGUGGUGUGUUUUCCUCUCCUGGACGGCUCACAGGAAAAGGGGCAGUGAUUUUUGGGGAGCGGAGACGUACUGAAACACAGUAUUGUGUUCUUCAGGCAGAGGGCGGAGGAAAAGUAGGAGUAGGAGAAGGAGUAGCAGCAAACGAGUCCAGAUGAACACCAGGCACCGACCCGCUCUCUGGACUGAAUCAGUGUUUGGAUCCUGUGUUUAUAACCUGCACCAGGAGCAGUGGACGCUGGCAGAGAGGCACCAUGAUCGACUACGAGCGUCCCUGUCCAUUAGGCUUCGAGCUGGCUGGGAGGAGUGUGUUGGUUCCCGAGUACUCAGCACACACAUACACACACACUCUGACUGCCAUGCCACUACGAUACUCCCAUCAAAGGAGGAAAGCAAGUACAGCGGCUUCUCGCAGGAUGGAAAGGAGACGCAGAGAUCAAGGGAAAACCGACCAACCAACAAGUGGCCACAACCAGCGCUCCAAGAAGCUGGAACUGCUGUCGAGGUCCCUGAUGCUGUGUCACUCCAAGACUAAGGAUGACUGUGCAGAAGAGAGGAAUUCAGUGGGAGGAGGGACAGAAAAAUGGAUGCAAACAUCUGGCUGGAGGACAGACCUGACCGCUGGAGUUCCAGUGGGAUUCAGGGACACGGGGAACGGACACUUGAAGAUGAACCUUCAGCAGUCAGCCUCGGGGAAACGAGGGGGUGUAAAGGUGGACAAUCGGCUUCAUCAGAACCUGGCGUUUAAAGAGAAAAGGAGCUUGAGAAGAUCCUUCAGCAUCAAGGAGAGCAGUAUCUGGAGGAUGUGUGUUGCCACUGGUCCUUCAGAGGAGGUGUCCACACCACACAGGGCUGAGGACAUGGUCCGGACUGUGGACAGGGACAGUAACAGGGAGGCAGAGAGGAACGAAAGAAACACAUACAGGAGCUGCAGCUUCCCGAGUCCAGACCAGCUGGCACCUUUUAACGGACACGUUGUAAACGGCAGCACUUGGAUGGUAGAGCAGGAGGCUCUGAGAAGUGUUCACAUUAGAGCCUGUAGUGAGGUAAGAGCAGUUACAUGUUAAUGUUGUUCCUCUCGCUGUGGCUGGUACUCUGAGUAUUCACCCACUCAUCCCACACACUUGGAAACCAAUCUGAGGAGCCAGUACAGGAACACAUAGACCAACCUAAACAGUACCCACUCUUUGGAGUGCCAGGAAAUGGAACAUAAAGAUUGUGCUGAAUCCUAUAUAAAUGAAAUAAAAAAAAGAAUGACCCUUUUUUAAGGACUACUGUAUGUGUCACACCCCAAAAAAAGAUCAUUAUGAAGAAAAAAAAAAACUACA